AUGGAAGGAAAUACAGGCAAGAGCAUGGAAGAAAACCAUGCCAUUGUAGUAAGUGCUGAAACUUUACGUGCGAGUCAAACUUUGAGGCGUUAUUCAUUAGGCUACAGAUUUACUCCUCUUGAUCAAGAACUCAUCCAUGGUUAUCUUCUUCGCAAAAUCAAGGGCUUAUCUUUACCCACCAAUCUCAUGCAUGAAGUUGACAUUUACCUUCAUAAUCCUGAAUACCUUGCUGUAAAUUACGAACCACAAGGCGAUAAAAUAUGGUAUUUCCUUACACCAAGAGUCAAAAGAUACAAAAAGGGGAGCCGUCCAAAUAGAAGCGCCGAAGAUGGAUAUUGGAAAGCAACAAGAGUUGAAAAGACUAUUAAGACUAAUGAUGAUCAAGAAAUUGGAUUCAAGAAAACAUUGGUUUACUACAGAGGAAAUAAUGCUUCUGAUGGUGUUAAAACUAACUGGAUUAUGCAUGAAUUUAGGAUCAAUGGUCCUUCCCUGUUAGGUCCUUCUCUCAAGUGGAAAAGAGAUAUGCUGUUGGACUAUGUCCUAUGUAGAAUCCAACAAAAAAAACAAAAAACUGAGCCAGUAGAACUUGAUGAGGAAGGUAAUAACUCGUCUGCUGAAGAGGAAGGAAACAACAGCAACAACGACACCAACGCCAACGCCGACGCCGGCGCCGACGCCGACACCAAAAUCGACAUCGACCUCAAAAGAUGA
Molecule: messenger RNA, 711 nt
Organism: Beta vulgaris subsp. vulgaris (sugar beet)
Lineage: Eukaryota; Viridiplantae; Streptophyta; Magnoliopsida; Caryophyllales; Amaranthaceae
Product: NAC domain-containing protein 19-like
Exons: 3
Coding region: 1-711 (236 amino acids)
Biological process (GO): regulation of DNA-templated transcription
Molecular function (GO): DNA binding
Source: RefSeq, a predicted model, not a curated record